AUCAAUAUUAAAUCAAGGCAACCUCUGAAAAUAUGCCUAAAAGAGCAGGAUUUGGUGAUUUGGAGCUAAGGAUAUUGGUUAUAGGGAGCAGUGGUCCAUCUCAGUUCCUUCUCACCAACUUCAUUUUGGGAAGAGAGGAGUUUUCAGAGGAAGUCUAUAGCAUUGCGAGCAGCCAAAAAAAUGUAGGAGAGUUGGUAGGAAGACGAGUCGCGGUUGUCAAUGGACCGAACCUGUAUGACAAAGACAUGUCCAAGUCCAAGAUGAGGAAAGAGAUGAGAAGGUCCAUGUGCUUGUCAGCACCUGGACCUCAUGCCAUACUCAUUGCUUUCGAACUGGAGAAGAUCUCACCAAAUGACUUGAAGACCCCCAAGCUGGUUAAGAAUAAAUUUGGGGAGAAUGUGCUGAAUUACUCGAUGAUCCUCUUUGUUUACGAUGGGCAUCUGAGCUCUAGAGCACUCAAUGAUAAAGUCAUGCGAACUGACUGGCACCUGCGGGAGCUCGUGGAGCAGUGCAGCUGCCGCUAUCACAUCUUCAGUAAAAACUGGAGAAACCCUGCUGCAAACAGGGAACUAAUCCAUAAGAUUGAGCGCAUGAUCCAGGCUUUGGGCGGACACCAUUAUAUUAAUCGAUCUUACAAGAGGGCGGAGGAGAGCGUCAGGAAUGAGGAGAGAAAGCUACACAGCAAGAAACAGUCUGAGACCAAAAGGACAUGCCGGGAGCUGGAGCAGCAGUUUCGGGGGGAUGAGCUACGCUGGCAGAUUGAUGCCUACAAUGCCAGUGUUGGGGCAGAAAUCAGGGCCAAGGCUGAGCUGCAGAACAGCUGGCUCAGGACUUCACUAGCUGUGGGACUGGGACUGGGGUUUGUAGCCGGAGCAGCCAUGGGAAUGAUCGUGGGCUCUGUUGAAGGGCCAGCAGGAAUGGCAGUGGGCGGGGCUGUGGGUGGAGUUGUGGGUGGGGCUUCAGGUGCUGCUGCACAGCUGGCCAUUGAACACAUAGAUGACAGAGUGGGAUCACAUCCAGGCAGCUUUAACACAGCCUUUGUAAACCGCUUCUAUCGGGCACCUCCAAUCUGAAAGCUGAUGUCUUUGUAUGUUUCUUUUUUUUUUUAAAUCUGGCCAUCAAAUGUAACUACAAAAAUGAUCCCUAAGUCUAAAUAUGUCUGCUUUACAACUGUUUAAUUGCCAGCAAGCAGUGUGAAAAGUAUCUGGAUUACCUGACACUCUUACCAUAAUUAAUGGAAACGGUAGCAUCUGAAAUCACAUACUAACUAUAAAACAGCAUGCCAAAGGAAUUAAGUGUAAAUGUCCAAAUGUCCAAAUUCAUAGUAGCCUUUUUCACAAAACAGUAGGUGAGAACAACAUUAUACUAUCCCAAAAGCAGUGCCAAAACUAAGAAUUGCCACCAUAGCUGGUUCUCAGUCAUAUAAAUAAUUAUAAUCGUAUUAAUUAUAUAAUUAUAGACUUAUAAAUAUAAAUAAGGCAUUUAUUGAUAGGGGUUAAAAUAUGUUUGUUGUUGUCUUUUUUCCUGUUAAUAACAAAGUAAACAUAUAUAACUCAAAUGACAGCGGUGAGAAAGGGGCCAUAAACUAAAUGCGAUGUGGAUAUGUUUGCACCAAGUAUGACACUCUUUUUCCAUGUUUAAUACUAAAGUUGUUGCUUUAUAGCAGAGAUGCUCAAUCUAGGGUGCACGGAACCUUUGAUUUGGCCCACCAUGCCAUCUGAGAAAAGUGUACAAAUAAUGGAAAGGAUUGGGGCAAAUGCUUUUAACAGAGAUUGUUAUUU
Molecule: messenger RNA, 1781 nt
Organism: Danio rerio (zebrafish)
Lineage: Eukaryota; Metazoa; Chordata; Actinopteri; Cypriniformes; Danionidae
Source: RefSeq, a predicted model, not a curated record